CCGGCGGGAAACAGGCGCGCGACCAGCGGCAAUCUCCGGUUGCUAGCUGCCCUUGUGUUCGCAGGGUGCACAGAAGGCUGCCCCAACGCCGUCGACGCGCGCUCUACCAGCAUGACACGGCGCAAUGCCCUGCAAAACGACGUCCUGAAGGGCGCGAACCGCCUGCGCAACGCCGUGGCGGCGGCGCGCGGCGACCAAUCGAGAGAAACUUUAUUGAGGGAGCUCGAAGCCAUGCUGAAACGAGAAAUCGCCGCCGAGAAGAAGACGCCCAUCCCCUGCCGCCGCAAGCGCAAGCGCGAGGUGCUCCGCUUCUCCUGGGCGCCCUGCGAGAAGUUACGGGGCCUGCGCGAGGUCGCCGAGGCGCUCGGCUGCGGCGCGAAAUGGACGUCGCUCGACGACGGCCGCCGCGGAUUGCUCAAGGCGGUGCGGAAGCUGCGCGCAUCAGCGGACACCGUCGAGCGGGCACCGGAGGGAAUUAGAAUAGCGUACCUGCCCGAUCCGGUCAAGUCGCAGGGCGCGCCGCCCGAGCGCUACGCCGCCGCCGUGCUCGAGAGCCUUGGUGAGAGGAACGUGGCUGAGGUGUGCUCGUUAUCACCAGAGGACGUCAUCCGCGGGCAGCUGACGACAGAUAAAUUCGACGUGCUGCUCAUUCCCGGCGGGUUUGCGCAGAAUACGUUGGACGCUCUAGGAAAAGCCGGAGGCGAGCGGGUCCGCGCCUUUGUCAGGAGUGGGGGCGGCUACGUCGGCAUCUGCGCCGGGGCCUAUUUAGGAUGCAAGGGCUGGCUGGACGUCCUCCCUGAGUGUUCUGUGGUGGACUUUGAGCACUGGUGCCGCGGCCGGAGCGACGACUGCGUGCUCAAGCUCCGGGAGCCGUUUGAGCUCUUCAAGGCGCGGCCGGGCGAGGGCGCCAUGUCCGUGGUGUCGCGCUACGCGAACGGGCCGCUCCUGCGCGCGACGGGUAGCGCUCGCGUCGCGGCGACCUUCGCUAGUGAUUUUACCCGCAACGUGCGCAAGAAGCGCGGCGACGCCGAGGAGCUGCCGCGGGGCGUGAUGCCGCGCCACGCGUCGAUCGUGCUGGGCGAGAACGGCGGGCGCGUCGUGCUCAUCUCGCCGCAUCUGGAAGACGGGGAGCCCGCGGCGCGUCGGCUUUUGCGAGCGUGCGUGCGGUGGGCCGCGAAGACGGCGCCGCCGAAAGACGACCUGCCGCCGCCCGACGACGUCUAUGGGCCAAUUCGUCGCGCCUGGCUGGCAUGCCGGAAAUCUCGUUACGAGAUCUCUGAUAUCGCCGAAGACAGGUCGAACGCGCUGGCGGCGCUCUGGAGGGAAGACGAGACCCGGCGGCGGCGCGCGGAGAUGACGGCGGCGCGCGCGUCGUCGGCGCCACCGCGCCACCGAAUCAAGAGCGCGAUCAGGAGAGCUGCUUUGGUAUUGUAAUUAUGAAGUUUCG
Messenger RNA from Pelagomonas calceolata, 1447 nucleotides. Lineage: Eukaryota; Pelagophyceae; Pelagomonadales; Pelagomonadaceae. The record is from the annotation of a GenBank genome assembly.